CCACCGCCCACCGCCCGACUCGGACCCCGACUCGGUCGAGUCAACACACUCGUCGCCAUGACUCGGCGAUGCUCCCACUGCUGCAACAAGGGCCACAACUCCAGGACUUGCCCCGUCCGCACCACCGCCGCCGCCGGAGACGCCGUGGCCGCCGCCGCCGCGGCCGUCAACGCCUCCCCCUCCUCCUCCUCCUCCAGCACCGCCGCCGUCGCCGCGGCGGCCUCCGGCGGCGGCGGCGGCGGCGGCGGCGGAGUGAAGCUGUUCGGGGUUAGGCUGACGGACGGCUCGAUCAUGAAGAAGAGCGCGAGCGUGGGGUGCUUGUCCGCCGCCCACUACCACUCCUCGUCCUCCGCCGCCGCGUCGCCGAACCCCGGCUCGUCCCCGAUCGACGGGAGCGACGGCUACCUGUCGGACGAUCCCGCGCCGGGCUCCCGCUCCUCCAACAGGCGCGUGGAGAGGAAGAAAGGUAACCCAUGGACGGAGGAAGAGCAUCGGCGGUUUUUAAUUGGUCUUCAUAAAUUGGGUAAAGGAGACUGGCGAGGGAUAGCUCGUGACUUUGUGACAACAAGGACUCCUACUCAAGUGGCAAGCCAUGCCCAGAAGUACUAUAUCCGGCAGAGUAAUACUGGCCGAAGAAAGAGGCGCUCCAGCCUUUUUGACAUGGCUCCAGAUAUGGCUACUGCUGACCAACCCUCGCUUCCAGAAGAAACAUUUCUGCCUCCUUUGGUGAGACUUAACGACAAUACUAACUCAACAGCUUCAACGAGUAUCGGACUCGAUUUAGAAAGAACGCCUAUGGAGACCUCGCAACCAGAAACGUCUGAAGGGUGCGGUGAUGCUGCGAUGGAACCAACUGGUCAAGUACCUCUUGUCCCCUGUUACUUCCCAUACUAUUUACCAGUACCUUUUCCCAUGUGGCCGCCCAACGUGGCGCCUCCUGAAGAUGGAAGGGUGGCGGAGACAUCUCAUCACCGUGUGCUAAAGCCAAUCCCGGUAAUGUCAAAAGAACCCAUUAAUAUCAACCAAAUAGUUGGAAUGUCUCAGCUAAGUCUUGCUGAGAAUGAACCUUCACCGCUCUCUCUGAAGUUUCUUGGGGAAACUUCUCGACAAUCGGCAUUUAUUAAGGCGCCUUCGGUCAAUGAAUCGAAUCUUGACAACUGCAAGGAUGGCGCCACUCAAGCAGCUUGAUCCGUGCCUAAGAUGAGCAACGGUUUAGUUCUUGUGAAUCUUUCUGUUUAAACCAUAAUGUAUUGGUGACCUCCUUUUCCUUUUUGUUUCUGCUCCACACAGCCCUUAGCUAGAUCAUACUUCUCGUAAGGAUAUAUUCUUUGUGCACCAUGUGGAUGGAAUCCAAAAUAAACCUUGUCCCCGAAAUUCGGGCAUGGCUGCAAGCUUGUAACUUGGUGAUACAGCAGAAUUGCCUUAUGCAUUAGGCCUA
Syzygium oleosum is the source of this 1438-nucleotide messenger RNA. Its product is annotated as transcription factor MYBS3-like. Bases 58 to 1188 code for a protein of 376 amino acids. Gene Ontology annotation, molecular function: DNA binding. Lineage: Eukaryota; Viridiplantae; Streptophyta; Magnoliopsida; Myrtales; Myrtaceae. Gene Ontology annotation, biological process: response to ethylene; response to gibberellin; response to auxin. The record is from RefSeq and is a predicted model, not a curated record. The transcript is spliced from 3 exons.